Molecule: messenger RNA, 2861 nt
Organism: Ciona intestinalis (vase tunicate)
Lineage: Eukaryota; Metazoa; Chordata; Ascidiacea; Phlebobranchia; Cionidae
Source: RefSeq, a predicted model, not a curated record
CGAAUGUUUUUAUAACUCACAUAGUAGUAAUAGUACAUACUUGGUGAACAUUAGUACAAUAUUUGAGGCUAUAAAAUGGAUAAUGAUGGCAACAUAGAAGCGCUGUUUGAUGAUGACGGUGACGAUGAACUACUGGCUGAGUUACUUGAGGAAAACGAGCAGGAAACUGCCAAAGAAAGCAAACCUGCUGCUGCACGAGAUGAUGAUUUGGAGCUUUUAAACAACUUCUUCGAAGAUGAAGAAGAAGAUGAAACACCUGUCAAUAAAGAUGAUUUAAACAAAAUGGAGGAUGAAUACAAAGAGUUGGAAAGAAAAAUGAAACUAUUGAAACAGAAAAUGAACACAAGUGCAGAUGAAAAAUGUGAGACUGUCCCUGUUAAUACCAAAGAACCACCGCAGGAGAAAUUGCCACAAACUGAACAAAAACGCAGUUUCUUUGAUGCUUUCGGUGGAGGAAUAUCUGAUGAAAGUUUUGUGCAGGCAGAGAACGGUGUAGUCCCCAAAGAGAAAUCAAAACCAGAAAAAAAUACAAACAGCGAGCCUGAGCCAUCUCAAAAAAGGAGAAGAGUUUGUCACGAUCCUACUUCUCAAGUUAAAAGUCCAACAUCCAGCAGCAAAACAUCUUUAUCUUCAUUUUAUCAAAAUUCGAAACAAACUCCAAAGCAAAAGCCAGCGCCUUCACAACCCAAACCUUUUAAAGGACAACAGUUUUUUGAAAUCGAGCAUUUUUCAAAGAUAAGAUUAAAAGAGAGGUUUGUGUCCCAAGAUGAGAUGAAGGAGAGGAUGAAAUCGAAGCUCUUCGUGAAGAUCGGGGUCAUCCGACCAACACAGAAGUUAUGCGAGGAAAAGGACUGGGUCACUGUUGCUGUUGUUGCCAAGCAGCUUGAUCCACAGACAGCAAAAAAUGGUAAACAAUUCAGUAUCUGGCAUCUCACUGAUCUCGAUGACUGUAACAAACAUGUUGCUCUCUUCCUCUUCGGGAUCGUACAUGAGGAGCUGUGGAAGAAGAUCACGGUGGGAUCAGUCAUUGGGAUCCUCAAUCCUUCUAUCAUGCCUCCCAGGAAAGAUAAUGUUCAAAGUCAAAAUAAAAGUUAUGACAACACCCCAGCGCUCACAGUCGAUGUUUCCGAACGUAUUAUGAGGAUUGGGAUCUCUGCUGACCUCGGGUGGUGCAUGGCGACAAAAUUUCGAAAUAAGAAACCAGCGGGAAAAUGUCUUGCGUUCAUCAACAAGAAUAUUGGUGAAACAUGCAUUUUCCACAUGCAAAGUAAGUACAAGAAAAUGGGCGCCAAACGUGGGGAGUUGCAGGGUUCAGUGGGUGCCCCGAUAGCAGACAAAUACAAGAAAACUAUGUGGAAUAAAGUUAAAGGGGACCAAUUUUUUUAUGGAGGACAAACGUACAGUGCGGCUCCACCAUCAACUAAUCAUACAAUUCAAAGGAAAGAAAGCAAAAUGACGUUAACGAAGAUGUUUGGAAAAGUUUCGAAUGAAAAUCAGAAAGAGGCAAUUGAAAAGUCAAAAAUCAUGCAAGCUAUUAGUGGGAUAAAAGAAGAACAAGCUAUAUCUGGUUGUUCAAAUACAUUUGAAGCCAUGCUCACAUCAGGGGAUAAUAUUGCUGGAUCUCGUCAGUUUCUAAACCAUCUUCAGCGGAAACAGAAGGAAAAAAUUGAGAAAGACGUUGAGAAACCAAAACCACCAUCUUCUGCUGCUGCGUUUCUACGGCAGCAAAAGAAUGAGAUUCAGGAAAAGAAAAAGGCAAAUGUGAACCAGGUAAAACCAAAUUCAAGUUUGGCAGUUGGCGAAAAACAGCCAACAAAGCAAUAUGUCACUGCCGCUCAAAUAAAAAAAUGCACGGAGGAACUUAUUAAAGCUAAGAGACAAGCGGCUUUACACAGGAAACAAGCAAAACUUAACAGCCAAGGGGAAGUAGUAAAACCUCUAUCCGUUGCUUUUUCUGCCCAAACACAAGCACUUGUGGGUAGCAGUGCGCCCAAACUUGGAGGUGGUUUGAAUAAACAAGUGGAGUUAAGUGAAGGUUGGUCAUCACCACAAACUUUUUCAACUAAAUCUCCCACACUGGCUGAACUAAGAAAGAGAAAAGCGAUCGCCAAACUUAAAUCUGAGAAUGGAACUGUGUCCAUACCUCCCAGCACGCCAAACAAAAUUUCUCCAAAACGGGUUAAAAAUGAUGAGAAGAAGCUGGAAAAGUUGAAGGAAAAAGUGAAACGAAAUCGUGAGGAAAAGAGUGAGAAAAAAAAGCUCACAGGAAAUGGGAAAGAAAAUUUGACUUCUGGUAGUGAAAAAAACAGCUCUUUAAUGGAAGUUAUGGGAAAUGGUGAAAUGUGCAAAGAAGAUUUCGACAAAAUUUUGAAAGCCAGAUCAUCUCAUACCACUGAGUUGGAUAUAGCUGAAAUGGAGAAACAAGAAAAAUAUUUCAACCCGCUGAUUCAAAAGGAAAUGUUGAUGGAAAAGAUGGCGGAAACAUAUGAAGUGGCUAGUAAGAUAGUAACUUGUGAACAAUGUUCAUAUACAUUCUGGGCACCGCAUGAACGUUGUAAAGCACAACAGCAUAGUCUCACUUGGCAAAGCUGCAAGAAAAAGUUCUUUGAAUGCACCAAGUGUAAACAACGCACAACAACAUGGGAACCAUACCCAACUACAUCAUGCAGGGGUUGUGGGAAUCAAAAGACAUGGUCAAGAACCUCAAUGCUGCGGACCAAGAAUGGAGUUAAACUUGAUUCCGAGAUUCUUCUUGUGAGAGGUGUAGAGCAACCCAAAUUCUUUAACUCUGCAGCUUAAUUACUUAUUUGUAUUUUAGUAAAUUUUAAUCGAGUGUCGGGUGAAUAAAGCAAUUUUGUAUA